Messenger RNA from Pseudoliparis swirei, 4276 nucleotides. It is a transcript of the gene uba7, whose product is annotated as ubiquitin-like modifier activating enzyme 7. The coding region runs from base 149 to 3481 and encodes 1110 amino acids. Gene Ontology annotation, cellular component: SUMO activating enzyme complex; cytoplasm. Gene Ontology annotation, molecular function: SUMO activating enzyme activity. NCBI's taxonomy places the organism in Eukaryota, Metazoa, Chordata, Actinopteri, Perciformes, Liparidae. Gene Ontology annotation, biological process: protein sumoylation. The transcript is spliced from 26 exons. The record is from RefSeq and is a predicted model, not a curated record.
UGAAACGAAAGUGAAAUACUUUCAUUUAAACGGUCAUUUUCUAACUUGUCCAGCUCGGUCUUCACUCUGAUCCUGGACCUGGUCGUGUUGAGGUGUUAUUCCAGCGGAUCGCUCGCUUCAGACUGGUCAUCAUACCGGAGAGUGAGACAUGUCAGAAAUAGUUCAGAUCGAUGAAGGGUUUUACUCCAGGCAGCUGUAUGUUCUGGGUCACGAGGCGAUGCGCCGCAUGGCCACAGCCAACGUCCUCGUUGCGGGCAUGCGUGGCCUUGGCGUGGAAAUUGCCAAAAAUGUGAUCCUGUCCGGAGUGAAGUCUGUCACCGUCCAGGAUGAAGGCCAGGUGGUGUGGGCCGACCUGUCCUCGCAGUUUUUCCUGAAGGAAUCCCAUCUUGGUCAAAAUCGAGCCACAUGUUCCCUCCAGCAGCUGUCUGCUCUGAACCAAGGUGUGCAUGUAUCGGCCAUCACUGAACCGCUGGAUGAGGAGCUGCUUCUGCAGUUUCAGGUGGUGGUCCUCACUGACUCCUCACUGAGUGAGCAGAAGUGUUUUAAUGAGUUCUGCCAUUUGAAUGGAAUCAAGUUCAUUGUAGCAGACACCAAAGGCCUCUGUGGUCAGCUGUUCUGUGACUUUGGGAAGGAGUUUGAGGUCUUGGACCAGGAUGGGGAGAAGCCGGCAACAGCGAUGAUACAAAGUGUCUCUCAGGCGAAUCCUGGAGUGGUGUUGUUCACAGAUGACCGGCAUAGUAGAUUUUCAGAUGGUUCUAAGGUGUUCUUCUCUGAAGUCCAAGGCAUGACGGAGCUCAACAGCAUCGGCCCGGUGGACAUCAAAGACUGUGGCAUAUACUCCUUCAGCAUUGGGGAUACUUCAGCAUUUUCUCAGUACGAACAGGGAGGAGUAGUGACUGAGGUUAAGCAGCCCUGCACGCUAACAUUUAAAACACUGAAUGAAGCUCUACUGGACCACAAGCUGCUGAAGAUGAACGACUAUGGAAAGAAACAGAGGCACGAGACCCUGCACUUGGCCUUCCAGGCCCUCCACGGCUUUGUAGAGAAAGAGCAGCGACUCCCUGGUCCUCGGUCUCAGUCAGAUGCAGAUGCUCUGCUUGCCAUAGUGGGAACGCUGAAUACAGUCGCACAGCUGGAACAGCUGGAUGAAGCUGCUGUGAGAACCUUUUCCUACACAGCCCGGGGUGACUUGGCUCCUAUCAAUGCUUUCAUUGGAGGCCUUGCAGCUCAAGAAGUUAUUAAGGCAUGUAGUAGGAAAUAUACGCCUCUUCACCAGUGGCUAUAUUUUGAUGCACUGGAGUGCCUCCCUGAAGAAGAGGACCAGCUGACAGAGGCCUCCUUUUCAGCAAAAGGCACGAGAUACGAUGGACAGAUUGCCGUAUUUGGGCCGGCGUUCCAGGAGAAGCUUGAAAGGCAGAAGUAUUUCCUGGUUGGAGCUGGUGCCAUCGGAUGUGAGCUUUUGAAGAACUUUGCCCUCAUGGGGCUCGGUGCCGGAGAAAAGGGCAGAAUCACCGUAACAGACAUGGACUUCAUAGCAAGAUCCAACUUGAACCGACAGUUCCUGUUCAGGUCUGAGGAUAUUGGGAAACCAAAAUCCGAAGUUGCAGCCAGAGCGGUGCGUGAGAUUAACCCACGGAUGAACAUCACCGCUCACCAGGACCGCCUGGACCCCGGCAGCGAAGGAGUGUUUGAUGACGACUUCUUCAUGGGGCUCGAUGGAGCUGCUGCAGCCCUUGAUAAUAUGGAAGCCAGGGUCUAUCUUGAUGGACGCUGCGUUCAACACCAGAAACCAUUGCUGGAGGGAGGAACCUCAGGGUUACAGGGUCACACUCUGGUGGUGGUGCCUCACCUGACAGAGUCGUAUGGCCGAGACACAUCCAGUUCUAAUGAAGGCAUCCCACUGUGCACUCUCAAGCACUUCCCUCAUCGCAUUGAGCACACCCUGCAGUGGGCCAGAGACCAGUUCGAAGGGCUUUUCAAACAAACACCUGAAAACGUGAAUCUGUUCUGGAGCGAUAACGGGUUUGUGGAGCGGACGCUUGGCCUUGGAGACGCCGAGGCCCUGGAGGUUCUUGGGGGUCUGUGGAGCAGCCUGGAGGACAUGGAAGCUGGAGGACAACGCCCAAGGAGCUGGGAAGACUGUGUGAGAUGGGCCCGUUGCCAGUGGGAGACUCUCUAUAACAACGAUAUCCGCCAGCUUCUGCACUGUUUACCUUCUGAAGCGGUGACUGCUGCUGGUCUUCCCUUCUGGUAUGGUUCCAAGAGAUGCCCUCACUCACUGACCUUUGACCCCAAUAGGACUACCCAUAUGGAGUAUGUUGUGGCAGCGGCUAAUCUGUACGGGAAGCUCUUCGGAAUCAGCGGGACAAGAGACCGCGCUGCUGUCAGAGAAACCUUAGAAAGAGUCCACGUACCACCUUUCACUCCGAAGUCCUCCGUGAAGAUUCAUCUCACUGACAAGGAGAUGGAGGAGGAGAAACAAGAGGACAGAGAUGAUGCCGAGAAAGCCCAACUUGAGGAGUUGAAAGGGAAGUUGGCCUCACCAUCUCUGAAAAGCUCAUUCAUGCAGAUGUACCCCGUCGACUUUGAGAAGGAUGACGACAGUAACUUUCACAUGGACUACAUUGUCGCUGCUUCUAACCUGAGGGCGGAGAACUAUAAGAUCCCUGCAGCUGAUCGGCACAAGAGUAAGGGCAUAGCUGGAAGCAUCAUCCCAGCCAUCGCUACCACCACGGCUGCAGUGGCAGGCCUGAUGUGCCUGGAGCUGUAUAAACUGGUGCAGGGUCAUCAGGAGAUCAGCUCUUACCGCACAGCUUAUAUGUACCUGCCAGUCACGCACAUUGUGUUUGCCCAACCGACCCAGGCCAAGACCUUUGAAGAUGACGACAGUAACUUUCACAUGGACUACAUUGUCGCUGCUUCUAACCUGAGGGCGGAGAACUAUAAGAUCCCUGCAGCUGAUCGGCACAAGAGUAAGGGCAUAGCUGGAAGCAUCAUCCCAGCCAUCGCUACCACCACGGCUGCAGUGGCAGGCCUGAUGUGCCUGGAGCUGUAUAAACUGGUGAAGGGUCAUCAGGAGAUCAGCUCUUACCGCACAGCUUAUAUGUACCUGCCAGUCACGCACAUUGUGUUUGCCCAACCGACCCAGGCCAAGACCUUUGAAGUCGGAGUAAAGAAAUACACCCUGUGGGAUAACUUCCCCGUUGUGGGCAAACCCAACGGUCAGCAGGAAAUGACCUUGAGAGAACUGAUCCGGUAUAUCUCGGAUGAAUAUAGCUUGAGCGUCUUUCAGAUCUGCUAUGGACCAGCUAUCAUAUACCAGGGGCAAGAAGAGAGGCUCCAGCUGAGUGUGUCUGAGGUGGUGAGGACAUUCGCCAAGAUAGAGAUCCCUCCACACAAGAAGAUGCUGGCGUUGGACGCCUCGUUUACUGAAGAUAAGGAGUGUGAGACGGUCCCGCCUAUCAGAUAUAUGCUCCGGUGAUGCCACUAAUACAAAGUUUCCACAGUUUCCAUUGAAAAGGUAUCACAUGGAACAGUUUCAAUGUGACAAAGCAAACACUCCGAACACUCCUGUGAGCGAAAAACAUCCUCACCGUGUUGAUGCAGCUGUGGUUUACAAAUGUUUAGCUCGAGCAUCUAUCAUUUUCUUCCACAAAUAUGUCUAAAAUAUUUUACUGGUGGACUGGGAUCAUUAGUUUAUUAUUAAUCAUCAUGUAAUGUGAAAAAUCACCAUGUAUAAGGAUUAUUAUGCUAUUUCUCUUAUUUUGAUUUAACAGAAAAAGCAUACAUUUAAUGUCCUUACUAUUAUUAGCAUCAAUUUCCAUUUGCCAACUUUUGUUUCUUAUUUAAAAGUAAAAUGUGUCAGGCUAAGAGGUUGUGAAGAUGCCUGACACUGGCAUAAGGAUUAGUUGAUCUGGAGCUGCUGGGUCAGUACUGGCUUGGUUUCAAGGUUUAAUUCAGGUCAGACUGAGCUCCAUGUUGAAGGAGUGCAGUCGGAAGAGGCCUUUGGCUCAGUAGGUACAGUGCUUUGAUGGUUCGGAGGUGCUCUCGCCAUCUGGAUACUCCAAACACACGAGCAUCCCCCCUCCUUCCCAGAAGAAUCCCAGAGCUGGUCAGUGUGGAGAAGCCAGUGUCAUGUGCUUUUCCACUUAGCUUUAUUGUAAUGACUUUAUGACUACAACUACUUAAAGGGUUAUCUUUUCACUGUGUACUCGGGGCGUGAAGGAUGGUGUUUGUAAUUCAUAUAAUAAUUCAAUAAAUAUGUGUCUACGAGGAA